AUGGAGCGCCAAAGGAGGCUUCGGAGUACCGCUACUCGAAAAUACAAGAAGUCGUGCGCUCCGAGUUCAACAAAUGCCGAUUCACCUUGCGUGUUCUCAGAUAGCGACUCGGAUAUUGAUCGCAUAAACGAGAAAGCGAGCGAUCUUCUAGGACAUUUCCUCGCUUUCAGCGAUCGAAAUGAGAAAAAUUCCACCGCAAGUGACUCUCGAAGCUCGUCUGUGGUCCCCGCAAAACGAACGACCGAUGACGUUGUGACGCCAACCACAUCUUUUACAAGCAAUGGGAGUGAAUCGAAUGGGGAUACAACUAGCCUACGACACCCGGUGGAUUGGUAUUCAAUGAAAUCGAUGUUGUCUAGCAUGCCGCCUUUGCUACUUUCUCAAAACAAGCCAUCGGUUGUGAGUGGUAGUCAGUUGGAGAUAGCAAAAUCACAGGCUAUGGAGAAGCCAGAUACCCAGCCGGCCACGAAGUUAAUGCGCGUUAAAAGGAAAAUGACAGAGAGAGAGGAUAUACCCCGAAGGUCAUCGACCCCUAUCCCGAAGCACACCGAGCCCCUUAGACACACUCAAGCACGCUCCUCAAAACGAAAUAAGCGCUCCACGAACUAUUAUUCAACUCCACCUGGAUUCAAAAGUGGUAGGAAGGUAACUAAGAGAAGUACCACAGUCUGCAAAGCGCCACCGCUGCCCUCUCCUUCGCCCCCAAGGUGCCAGGCCCCUGUCAGGUAUCACCAUGUGUACUAUCAUUCAGCUACUCUUACGGUAGUGAAGGAGCCCGUAGGCUCGGCAACUGAGGAUAAACGUGCACUAUAUCAUCCUUGGGAGGAUAGGAUAGACUGUGAUACCCUUUGGAUCAAACAGGGACAAGCCAGCAUGAAGCCGGAGGGGGUGUUGAUCCACACUGAUCUUGAUAUUAGUGAGAUGGAUGCAAUAUACUACUUUCUAUCAGAUAGGAGGAAGCCAGAAAGCGAGAUUAUCGUCCAGGAUCUAAUUGUCAAGUGUGUUCAGCAAACUCACCUUACCAAGGAAGGAAUCGCAUCCCUUGCGUCCAGACUGGAACACCUCAACGACUUUAACAGGCUGAUGUCAAAUUACACUUCCAACUUGACAGGUUUCUUUCUUGGCUAUAGAAGCGGAGGGGUAAUCGUGGACAUCGAAAGUGAUAUUCAUAUGGUCACCAUAUGUACCCUUUUGAAACACGAGCUUAACGUCUGGGCUCCGGUACAUGACAGCAAUCUUCAGGCACACCUCGAAGCUUUGCUUCGAAGAGCAGACGAGGUGAAGCUGAAGAUGCUAGCAAAGGAUAUCAGUCAAGCUAGUACCUUAAAACACCGAUCUUCUCAAGAGCUACAAGCAUUUCUAAUGGAUGCAAAGAGUGGUACAUUGUCCACAUCGCCCAUCUCUUUACGUGCCUAUCCGCCUCAAUUCGACCAGGAGCAUAUACGAUAUGACCUUCAGAGUGCCUCAGCUCACCUCAGGUCACGCGAACUUGGAUACCAGCUAUACCGAGCACGGUCAUCCAUAAACCGAACGCUGACCAAAUCAGUGAACGGAAACUGGCAACACUGGAAGUCCUGGAAGGGUGCUUCUCAUGAUGUCGUGGUGCUUGGUUGGUCUCCUGAUGGCACACGCUUUGCGGCUGGAGCUGCGACCUGCUGCGACCCGCGAAAUAUGAUGUAUAACCGAGGGAACAACCUGAUAAUAGGAGAUCUGUCAAUUAACGGCCUGAAGGAGCUGCCUGAUCACCGGGUGCCACGAGCCUUAAUUGAUACUAGUCAGUUGAGCGGUAGAAAUACAGCAAGCGAACCGCAUCUCUACACGAGUAUAAGCGCGGUAGCGUGGUCAAACGACGGGGACCGCAUGUAUAGCUCGAGUUAUGACCACACUGUGAAGAUUUGGGAUACUAGGAGCCACUGCGAUACGAAAUGCAUUGGCACUCUUCGACACCCUGGGAAAGUCCAUGUUAUGGCUCUCUCGAGCCUUGAUAACCAUCGGCUGGCUACGGGAUGCGAUUCUGAUUCUAGUUUUCGGCUAUGGCAGGUCCAAGAGAACGGCUUUGUGCUUUCCUCACCACUGGAGAUGGCUUUGCGCCACACUAAGACCAUGACACCAACAUCUCUAGCUUGGGGGCCAACUUCUUAUACGAAAAAUCUGCUUGCCGCUGGUUUAUCUUUCUCCGAUAAUACCACUACGCGUGGCGACCCUCCAAGCGGCGGCCGUCUUGCACUUUGGCAACUGGAGGAGGCCGGUGCCACUGAGCUAAACAUUCUACCCAACGCUCAGAAUGUUUUUGAUAUUGCCUGGCACCCAUCUUCGCCACUUUUCGCUGCUGGAAUUGCGGCCUGCGGGCGUUCCCGUGGUCUAGGCUCUGAUAUUCGAUCAAUGGUCAUGAUAUACGAACCACUAAGAAGCAGGAGGGAUAUUGUCAGUUAUGACUGCCCUGGCCUCGACAUAAACGAUGUGACGUUCUGUCCUUUUAAUGAGAACUAUGUUUCUGCAAGUUGUACAGAUGGCACAACCUUCGUCUGGGAUUUUAGGAAUCCUGACAAGAUUCUUCAUAAACUUCCACAUGGCCCGCCGAUCGGUGAACUUGAUCCCCAGCUCACGCGAUCCCAGGCAGACACAGGCGUACGUCUUGCGCUCUGGGGUAAUGAACCAACCCAGUUUUACACCGGAUCUUCAGAUGGAUGCGUAAAGAGCUGGAACAUCAUGGCUGCCACAGAAGACGUAUUCACCAAAGACAUUGCGGAUCUUGGCCGCAACAUCAUGUCUGGAGCCUUGUCCCCUGAUAAGACGAACAUGCUUGUUGGUGACACCAGUGGCGGAAUCCAUGUGCUUUCGACUUCUAGCCCGUCCAACGACGAUAAGAGCAUGAGCUUCCAGCAUGCCGAAGAGCAGAAAAUAGACGACCCGGACAGUGGUAUCAGAGCUGCAAACGAAUUGAUUGAGACGGGUCAAGUGGUCCUCCAUUCCAAAUACGGCCCUGGAAAGGGUCCUAACUACAGCGGGCCUUAUGCUGCCUGGGCUCGUCCACCAGACACCCCAGCCGACCAGUUAUCCAAUACGCGAUUAUCACUGCGGGUGCAAACUCGGCAGCUGUAUGGGCCUCCAGUCAACAAGCGUCCUGGCCUCGACGAUGCUACCCGCGAUCAUGUUAGGGCUCAGAUUUGGCUUGCUAAAUUUCGAAACAAAAGAUCGUUCCGCGAUACUCCACCGUCUUCCCAAACAUACUAG
Messenger RNA from Arthroderma uncinatum, 3234 nucleotides. Its product is annotated as WD repeat protein. Gene Ontology annotation, molecular function: protein binding. Gene Ontology annotation, cellular component: TORC1 complex; TORC2 complex. The record is from RefSeq and is a predicted model, not a curated record. The coding region runs from base 1 to 3234 and encodes 1077 amino acids. Gene Ontology annotation, biological process: regulation of actin cytoskeleton organization; TOR signaling. NCBI's taxonomy places the organism in Eukaryota, Fungi, Ascomycota, Eurotiomycetes, Onygenales, Arthrodermataceae. The transcript has a single exon.